Molecule: messenger RNA, 2216 nt
Organism: Argiope bruennichi
Lineage: Eukaryota; Metazoa; Arthropoda; Arachnida; Araneae; Araneidae
Product: neurogenic locus notch homolog protein 1-like
Exons: 21
Coding region: 194-2071 (625 amino acids)
Source: RefSeq, a predicted model, not a curated record
CCGUGUAGGAAAAGAAGUAAUAUUGUUUCUUUGCUUAAAUGCACUGCAAGUUCAUUGUAAAGGGAUUUUUGAGCUUCAGAAUGCAAAGGAAAUAGGAAGACUUCUGCUUUUAAAGACAGAUGAAAAUGGAGACUUAAUAUGUAAAACAAAUGAAGAUUGCAAAUAUCCUUAUAAGUGUAAAGCCAUUCUUGGAAUGGAUGAAAAAAUCUGCAUUGAAGCAGAAUGCGAAAAACCCGAGGAUUGUGAAUACCCCCUUAAAUGUGAGGAAGUUAUUCAUGUGCCAGGAAAAUACUGUAUUCGGCAACAAUGCGAAAACCAUGAAGAAUGUGAAUUCCCAUUAAAAUGUGAUUCCGUUCCCGAACUUCAUGGAAAAUUUUGCAUUCGUAAACAGUGCUCGGAUGAUAAUGAUUGCAUAUAUCCUCUGAAGUGUAUUGAUCAUAAAAAUGGAGAAGGACAUGUGUGUUCAAAAUGCAAUUGUGCACCAACCCAAGAGUGCUUCGUAAAUGCGCGUAAAGAACCUGCUUGUAGGUGUCUUUCUUAUGAAAUAGAAUUCAAGGUAGAUGGCGUUAAAACGUGUGUUGAUUGUAAUUGCGCACCAACACAAGAAUGCUUCCUAAAUAUGCGAAAAGAACCUGAUUGUAGGUGCCCUUCUGAACAAACUGAAUUCAAGGUAGAUGGCGUUAAAACCUGUGUUGAAUGCAAUUGCCCACCAACCCAAGAGUGCUUCGUAAAUGCGCGUAAAGAAGGUGCUUGUAGGUGUCCUUCUUAUCAAACUGAGUUCACGGUAGACGGCGUGAAAACGUGUGUUGAUUGUAAUUGCGUACCAACACAAGAGUGCUUCAUAAAUACGCGAAAAGAACCUGAUUGUAGGUGUCCUUCUAGUAAAACUGAAUUCACCAUAGAUGGCGUUAAAACGUGUGUUGAAUGCAAUUGUGCUCAAACACAAGUGUGCUUCCUAAAUGAUCAAAAGGAAGCAGAUUGUAGGUGUCCGUCUGGUAAAACUGAAUUCAACGUGGAUGGCGUUAAAACAUGUGUUGAAUGCAAUUGCGCACCGACACAAGAGUGCUUCGUAAAUGACCAAAAAGCAGCUGAUUGUAGAUGUCCUUCUGGAAAAACUGAAUUCGAGGUAUAUGGCGUUAAAAAAUGCUUUGAUUGUUAUUGCGGUGAAAAUUCAAAUUCCUGUUACUUUGACUGGAAGGGGAAUAAAAUAUGCAAUUGCUCUCACGGAUAUGCUGAAAAUCAUGAACACUGCGAUGAAUGCAAUUGUGGUCCUUAUGGUUCGUGUAGUUUCCAGUAUGGGCGAAAGCAUUGCGAUUGCAUAUCAGGAAAAUUUGAAAAGAAUGGAAUGUGCGUUGACUGUCAAUGUGGGAUUUACUCAUAUUCUUGCUUUCUGGAUUCGGAAACCAACAAAGUAUGUAAUUGUUACUUUGGAUAUUCUCAACUUGGUGGAUUAUGCGAAGAAUGCAAUUGUGGACCUUAUGGUACAUGCAGUUUUGAAUAUGGUCGGAAGAAAUGUAACUGCAGAUCGUUCGCAACUGAAAUGAAUGGAGUAUGUGUAGAAAUGGAUACCUCAUCAAAAGGUACAACCGAUUCUUUAAUUAUGUCAACAAUUCUCUCAUCAACUGUACAGGAAUGCGAUUGUGGCGAAAAUUCAAAAUCUUGUCGUUUUGAUUGGAAGGGUAAAAAAAUAUGCGACUGCAUUUCUGGAUAUGCUCAGAUUGACGAAUUUUGUAAAGAGUGCAACUGUGGUGUAAAUGUAGAAUCAUGCUUCUUUAGAAGGAAUGGAACAAAAGCAUGCCACUGUGAUUUUGGAUACAUUCAAAUCAACGGACAUUGUGCUGCCAUAUGCAAUGAAGAUAAAUGUGUACAUGGAAAAUGCGAAGUAAUCGAUAAUGACUUUAACUGCAGAUGCACUGAAGGUUACACUGGCCGUAGAUGUGAAGAGAAAAUUGAAGAUAAAAAUAAAAAGCAGGAACUAUGGAGGAUCUUGCAAGUUUCCUUGAUAUUUGGCAUCUUUGUGUUGCUUUCUGGAAUGCUUUGCAUUUUGAUUUCCAAAAAAUCCAAAAAAUAAGAACUGAUUCGAAACUAUUUCUUCCCUCUAGAAAUGAACUGAGAAGAAUUUCCUUCACUCAAUACAAGCACUAUAUAAAAGAAGAGUUUCCAUUUUUUAGAUACCAUAUAUUAUGUUGUUUAAAAAGAAACAAAUAAAACCUUAA